UUAAGCCUUCGUUUUUUACUUUUAUCGUAUUUCUCGGCCCCAAAAACCUUAUCAAAUUGACUGCGAUCUCUCUAUUACUAGCGAGAGUUUCAAAAGGUGUUUUUCUUUGAAUUUUAAAAGGGGUUUGGGAGAUUUUUCUUUCUUUAUUUUGUUUCUGAAGAAAAAGGUUAAGGAAUCGUAUGAUUAGUAAUUGAUCCUUCUUUGUGGGCAAAUACAUGCGCAGCCGUUUGACAAAAAAAGGAAGAAUUGGAUCUCCCGCGUCAACAAUCAUCCUUUGGAAAACCAAAAUAAGAGAUUGGAAAUGCACUAAUGGGUGUAUAGACAGUCCGCGCGCACUGAAGUUGUAGAGUGUGUAUACUGUGUAGGUUGUGGGUGGCAGUAAUAGCCGAAGUAAUAGUAGGCCAGACCUUCUCUUCCCCAACCUUUGCCAUAAAUGCAAGAGAAUCAUAUCACAACCUCCCCACCACCACGGCCCAUCUCCCAUUAAUGACACUUCUUACCUUACUUUCACUUCCCCUUUUCGAUUGGUACCCUUUUCAAUGAGUUCAAGAUAGGCAUAUUCUCCAUGAGCUUGAGAUAGGCAUAUUGAUAUUGAUUGGAGUUUCUGGGCUUUUGUAGUUCUGAGGAGCUUAAUUUUGUUCGUAUUUUUAUGAUAGAAUGGGAACACAGGAGGAUUCUGCGGUGGAUCAAAAGCACGAUAUGGGUGGAAUCCAAACAAAUUUUGUUAUUCCAAUUCAUAAGGUUGAAGACACAACUGGAAUAACUGAAGAAACUAGCCAUGUUCAUAACUGGAGGCGGAAAAAUCUUGUCUUAGAGAUACCCUCUAGAGAAUUGGAAGACUCGUCUCAUAACACUGUUGUGAUCAAGAUGCCCCCAACUCCUAGUCCCACUCCAAGGAAAGUGAAUUUCUUCUUGACACCAAGUUCUGCUGAUGCAAAAGCAGCUAGUGGGUCCCCAGGUCCCUCCUCAGCUAGAGGCAAAUCGUCCUUGAAGAGUCUGUUACCAAAACUAAGCUUCAAGUAUCGGAAUUCUACUUCGGAUGUUGAAAGGGCCACCAACCCAACUCAAGAUGCUUCAUCUACCGCGACACGAGAGAAGCCUUCAGUCUCAAGAUCAUUGUCAAUUACAAAGAUAUUCACUCCUAGGAUGAAGAGAACGGCUUCACUGCCUGUAACUCCGCUUGCACACUCCAACCCAGGAUCUGCACAUGGAGGAAAUGCAGCUUUUACUCCAAAUUCAAGUAGAAAAGCAACCCAGGUGCGCAUACAUCGCUCACUCUCGGUGCCUAUCAACAAUAAAGAAAGAAGCAUAAGGCGAAUGGAUUCCUUUUUCCGUGUGAUUCCUUCAACUCCUCGAGUAAAGGAAGGAGAUAUAACGUCAAAUCCAUCACUUGCAGUUGAUACUGAAAACAAUGAUGCUGAUGGUGAAGACAUACCUGAAGAAGAGGCUGUUUGUAGAAUUUGUCUGGUUGAUCUCUGUGAAGGAGGUGAAACCCUUAAAAUGGAGUGCAGCUGCAAAGGAGAGCUUGCUCUGGCCCAUCAAGAAUGUGCUGUAAAAUGGUUUAGCAUCAAGGGUAACAAGACCUGUGACGUGUGCAAACAAGAGGUCAUGAAUCUGCCGGUGACUUUAUUACGAAUUCAAAGUGUUCGAACUCGAAAUGCGGGAGCAAGUAGAGGUCAACAGGAAGAUCGUAAUGGAUACAUGGUUUGGCAGGAAGUGCCAGUGCUUGUCAUUGUGAGCAUGCUUGCCUACUUCUGUUUUCUUGAACAACUCCUGAUAGGGAAGAUGGGGACUAGUGCAAUCGCCAUAUCACUUCCAUUUUCAUGUGUCCUUGGUCUCACUGGAUCAAUGACCUCCACAACAAUGGUGAAGAGAAGAUUUGUCUGGGUUUAUGCAGCAAUUCAAUAUGCUUUGGUGGUUCUCUUUGCACAUAUUUUUUACUCAUUGGUUCAUGUGCAAGCAAUUCUGUCUAUUCUCCUAGCAACAUUUUCUGGGUGUGGUGUGGCAAUGAGUGGGAGUUCAAUUGUUGUCGAGUUCUUGCGAUGGAGGACAAGACGGCAUACUCUACCAGAUCGGCAUAAUGGUUCCAUAGCGGCACCACCCCAUGGCCAGUCUGCUCGACCUGUAAAUUCAUCUACUGAUCAGGUUCACCAAACCGAAGCGGAAAAUCCAUAUACUUUUGGUGCGCAUUGAAAUAAUUUUUCAUGAGUGGCAACUUAUUGAAGGUCAUAGUUAGUUCAUGUUGUAUAUAAGGUUUUUUUGUUUUUUUUUUCCCUUUAUAAUGGAGCCCGAAUGUUCAAGUCUUUUAAAAUUUGUAUUAAUUAAUGCAAAUGCAAUCUUUUUUUUA
Tripterygium wilfordii is the source of this 2347-nucleotide messenger RNA. RefSeq lists its product as uncharacterized. Gene Ontology annotation, molecular function: zinc ion binding. NCBI's taxonomy places the organism in Eukaryota, Viridiplantae, Streptophyta, Magnoliopsida, Celastrales, Celastraceae. The transcript is spliced from 8 exons. The coding region runs from base 658 to 2193 and encodes 511 amino acids. The record is from RefSeq and is a predicted model, not a curated record.